Sinocyclocheilus grahami is the source of this 813-nucleotide messenger RNA. Its product is annotated as dysferlin-like. The annotation marks the transcript as partial. The transcript has 8 exons. NCBI's taxonomy places the organism in Eukaryota, Metazoa, Chordata, Actinopteri, Cypriniformes, Cyprinidae. The record is from RefSeq and is a predicted model, not a curated record. Gene Ontology annotation, biological process: monocyte activation involved in immune response; T-tubule organization; macrophage activation involved in immune response. Gene Ontology annotation, cellular component: T-tubule; cytoplasmic vesicle.
GCCACAGUAACCCUGCAGGUUUCCUACAUCCCUCCUCCAGGGAUGGCUCCCAUCUUCCAGCCUCCUCCACAACCAGAGGCCCAGCACACCCCAGUGGAGCUGGACACAGUUACAGUUUUUUCUAUGGAUGAGGAGGACACUGAGAGCAUGCUGAUGAUGGAGGUGGUGGAGGAGCCUGAACCGGUUCCAGGAACCCAGGGUCAGGACACCGGGGCCCCUACAGCACCACCCAAAAAGGCUCCACCGAACUUUAACCAUGGCCAGAAAAAGAAACGCCACAGCAACAAAUCACCCCUGUCCGACAAACCCCAGGACCUCCAGACUUUCUUUCUAAACUUCUUUGAGAAACCUUCAGAUCUUUUUGAUGAGCCUAUAUUUAUAACCGUAUUUGACUCCAAGUCACUACGGAAAGACUCUGUCAUUGGAGAAUUCAAGCUGGAUGUUGGCACGGUGUAUAAUGAACACCGACAUGCUAUUCUCAGGAAAUGGUUGUUGCUGGCAGACCCUGAUGAUCUUUCUGCAGGGGCCAGAGGUUAUUUAAAGGUCAGCAUGUUUGUGCUGGCUGCAGGUGAUGAACCUCCGAUGGAUAAGAAAGAGGGCCUGGAAGAAAAGGAGGAUAUAGAGGGGAACCUGUUGAGACCAGCUGGUCUUACACUGACAGGAGCCACGUUUACUCUCAGAGUGUACAGGGCAGAAGACCUGCCUCAGAUGGAUGAUGCUCUUAUGGAUGGUGUCAAACAGUUCCUUGGUUUUGAAACUAAUCGAAAGAACCUGGUGGAUCCAUUCGUGGAGGUCAACUUUGCAGGAAAAACG